Acanthosepion pharaonis is the source of this 783-nucleotide messenger RNA. The record is from the annotation of a GenBank genome assembly. Lineage: Eukaryota; Metazoa; Mollusca; Cephalopoda; Sepiida; Sepiidae.
AUGAGCAUAUGUGAAAGGAAAAUAUUGUAUACAACUUUCAUAUCUGAGUUAAGCAAACAAAAUGGAAACAAUCCAGAGGAUGUUGGUGCGGAACAAAAUCCAGUGGAAUCCACUGAGAACCAAGAAGAAGAAAACACUUUUGAUGCCAGUAUGUCUGCCAAACUUGCAAAAGGAGCUGCUAAAAAAGUUGUAAGAAAUCCUCAACCAAAACUAGAUCCUCAAAGAUUGUCAAGUGAGAGAGGAAUUGCAAUUUUACCAAAAUUAUUUGAGAAUGUAAAAUUUAAAGGAAAAGGAUAUGAAGCACAAGAUUUAGAAAAAGUGAUAAAAGGUUUAGAACACUGGGCACAUCGUCUUUUCCCAAAGAGAACAUUUGAUGAAUGUUUACAGACAAUUGAGAAACUUGGAAAUCGACGGGAAGUGAAGACUUGUAUUAAAAAGAUCCGGUUGGACAUGCCUGUGCUUGAUGAGGAUUUUGUAUCAAAGCCAGAAGAAGUGAUCAGAAAUUCAGAAGAUAUUGGGGAUUUGGAUGAAAUUACUGAAGCAGAACAUGCAUUUGAUAAAAUGAUGCAAACACCUACAUCGUCACAGUUUACGUCACUUUCCAGUUCACCUGGCAACCUUCUACCAUCGUCGCAACCAAAUUGUAGUAGCAAAUCAAAAACAGUGAGUCAAACACUUUCCAACACUUGUUCUUAUAUAUUUCACAAUUACUUGAAAGGUUUAUUUUGGAAAACGGAAAAGACAAACGUCAGAAGCAACCAUAAUAUGCAUAGAACAACGUAA